This is a messenger RNA of Portunus trituberculatus (swimming crab), 981 nucleotides long. RefSeq names its product barrier-to-autointegration factor-like (gene baf). The transcript is spliced from 3 exons. Lineage: Eukaryota; Metazoa; Arthropoda; Malacostraca; Decapoda; Portunidae. The coding region runs from base 210 to 482 and encodes 90 amino acids. Gene Ontology annotation, molecular function: DNA binding. The record is from RefSeq and is a predicted model, not a curated record.
UCUUAAUAUCACUAAAUAAACCCACAAAUAAACCAUAUACCACCUAUAUACCCCUACCACCACCACCACCACCUCUACACUAAUGACCACUGUGGAAUUUGAGUGGUGCAAGAGGCAAAGGUAGCUUUUGGCGCGUGAGGGGUGAAAGGCGGCCGCUUCACACCAUUUCCACAUUCCUCUACCGGACGUCCUGCUGAGUGAGCAGCACCAUGUCGUCCACCUCCCAGAAGCACCGUAACUUUGUGGCCGAGCCCAUGGGGGAGAAGGAGGUGACAGAGCUGGCCGGCAUCGGACCUGUGCUGGGCGAUCGACUCUCCAGCAAAGGCUUUGACAAGGCCCAUGUUGUGCUGGGACAGUUCCUGGUGCUGAAGAAGAACAAGGAACUCUUCAUUGAUUGGCUCAAGGACACAGCCAACGCCAACUCCAAGCAGGCUGGAGACUGUCACCAGUGCCUGGCCGACUGGUGCGAAGAGUUCUUAUAAACCCAGGCCUCUCCACUCACUCCCUUCCAUCCUCCUCCUCUCCCACUUCCUUUCCCUUUCCCUUCCUUCCCAUCCCUUUUCCUACAUCUUGGCCCACCUCAGGCUUCACCAAUUAUAGAACUGUCUAGAAGAAUGGUGUUUAUUACUAACUUUUAAGAAUUCAGGACUUUCAUGCAUGCUUUGACAUUUAUUAUGUUGUAUGACAUUGUUUGCAUUUGACUUUACCAUGCAUAACAUCAGCAGUGUAGGAAAACUGUUCUUUCUUAAGUUUACAAGUCAGAAUAUAAUUACUUACAAGUCAAGAUCAUCUUUUAUCAUUGUCAGUGUUCUUGUUAUUUUGCUUUGUGGAGGAUUCCGUCAAACUUUGCAUUCUUUGAACACUGUGACUGUUGCAUCACCUGGAAGCCAGUAUGUAGUGAGCUUUAAUUCACUUAACAAUUGUGUUCCAAUGCUGUUGCUCAUUGAGUGUUUUGCUUUGUAAUAAAAUUGUUAUUUUAAA